AAAGGCAAACAUUUUAUUUUAAAUAAUUUCAGUCAGCUGUUUCCCUCUCAAAAAAGAGCCGGUUUCCAACACUAGCUUUUCAGUCGGUGCAUUGGUUUUCAUUUCAUAAUUCGCCAAGCGGAAUAAAUUAAAUAAUUACACGAAAUGGAGCUAUCCGAGGGAGUCAAGGAGCGACUGGGUGUUGUUGUGGAUGCCGUGCAGACUGGAUUUCAUUGGGGUUUCGUUCCUCUUGUCCUGUAUUUGGGCUUCAUGAAGGGAGCCGAGCCCGGAAUGCCGCCCCUAAACGUUUUCAGCUUGUUGUGGCAAUAAAAACUACCAACCGACAAAGACGUGGCCUGCCUGCAUUUUGGUUCUGAUUGGAUUUCUUGGCACAUGUGCAGUACCUGCAGUUAUUGGAAAUAAAUUUCUGUUACUAAAAA
Messenger RNA from Drosophila elegans, 419 nucleotides. RefSeq names its product mitochondrial import receptor subunit TOM7 homolog (gene Tom7). Gene Ontology annotation, biological process: protein import into mitochondrial matrix. The transcript has 2 exons. Lineage: Eukaryota; Metazoa; Arthropoda; Insecta; Diptera; Drosophilidae. The record is from RefSeq and is a predicted model, not a curated record. Bases 145 to 309 code for a protein of 54 amino acids. Gene Ontology annotation, cellular component: mitochondrial outer membrane translocase complex.